Messenger RNA from Grosmannia clavigera kw1407, 1650 nucleotides. Its product is annotated as arachidonate 8-lipoxygenase. The record is from RefSeq and is a predicted model, not a curated record. Gene Ontology annotation, molecular function: oxidoreductase activity, acting on single donors with incorporation of molecular oxygen, incorporation of two atoms of oxygen; metal ion binding. Bases 1 to 1650 code for a protein of 549 amino acids. The transcript has 5 exons. Lineage: Eukaryota; Fungi; Ascomycota; Sordariomycetes; Ophiostomatales; Ophiostomataceae. Gene Ontology annotation, biological process: lipid oxidation.
AUGGCCUUCUGGGUAUUACUUCUCUUGCAGGCCGUCGUUGCUUCGGCCUCAGCUGUUCCGUUGUCGACAAAAGAGCAUCGCCGUUCUGCCACUGAUUUUGUCGAUGUUAUGUUGAACACGUUGGUGGAAAACUUUGAAAAAAGCAUUCCCGUUGCGUCAGAAAAUGGAGCUCUUCUUCUUAAGCAAUUACUGAGCCCGCUGGUUGAUGAGCCCUAUCGCAUUACACAACAAUCCGCGAACUCGACAGCCAGGGCGGAGGCCCUCCACACCGUCCGGGAAAAUUUCAUAUACACGACGCUCAGUACAGGUGGACCACUGUAUCCGGGUGGAGAACUUGGUGUUGCGAAAAAUGCUCUGGAUGUGGCAAACAUGACAACGGAUAUAACGCUUCCGCUCUUGGCAGCUAAGGCUGAUGGCAAGCAGGCCAUUACGGACGCCGCCAACUAUAGUGGCCUGCAAACGUUAGAGGACUACGUCAAGCUUUACACCGGAGAAUGGCUCAACUCGUUGCCCAAUGGAACUGACUUGGGCAUUUUGACAAAUUACACGCAGGAUCUUCUGUUCUCGAUGCAGCGUUUAUCGAGUAGCCCAUACCAAGUCCGGAGACUACGCUUCGGGUCAGAAAGUCUCCCGUUCGCAGUCGAUGACAGUAUCACCAACGCAAUCACUGGUAUGAGCAUAGAACAGCUUUAUCUAGAAGGCCGGCUGUUCUACGCCGACUAUCGGGACCAGUUGGGUCUAGAGUCUACCGGCCGUUACUCUGCCGCCUGUGAAGCAUACUUUUACAUUGAUGCUUCCUCGGGUAAAUUUCUCCCCCUGGCGAUCCGCACUAAUGUCGGUUCGAACUUGGUAUACACACCACUCGAUAGCACCAAUGACUGGCUGCUGGCAAAGAUCAUGUUCAAUGUGAACGACUUCUGGUUCUCACAAUGGAACCAUCUUGCCGCAACACACUUUGUCAUGCAAAUUGUGUGGGCUGCGGCAAUCCGUACACUCAGCCGGGAACAUCCGCUCUUUGCUGUCCUGAACCGACUCACAUACGAGGCGUACUCUUUGCCCCUUCUUGCCGAGGGGUUCUUGUUCUUCUCUGGUGGGGCCGUUGAUCUCGUUUUCCCCUUCACGGGCUCAGAAGCGAACAAUUAUACAAACCGUCUAUAUAGCAGCAAGGCAGGGCGCUUCCAGUCAAACUACUUUGAGACCGAUCUCAAGUCCCGCGGACUCAUCGGUCCCUGUCAAGGGCCACCUAUUGAACACUUCCCAUUCCAUGAGGAUGCACGUAUCGUAUACACCGCUACUCGACAGUUCAUGUCUUCCUUCGUCAAAUCAUACUACUCCUCGAACGGUCAAGUUGCUGCAGAUGCGGAGAUUCAAGCUUGGGUGGCUGAGUGCAUGGGCGAUGCACAAGUUAUCGACUUUCCAUCAGAGAUCAAGACUAUCGACUCUCUCGUGGAUGUUCUCACGCAUGUGUCCAUGCUGGCUCUGAUGAAUGAGGAAACACGAGCUGCAAAUGACGUGUUUAUGAUGAAAAUGAAGAAGUUCAGCAGUCAACUUCAGGCCAGGGGCUUUGAUGAAAAUGGCCUUAGCCAGGGCAUGCCUUUUAUAUGGAAGGCCUUGGAUCCGAACGUGGCUCCUUUCUCGAUUACUAUCUAG